CGCCGGUACACAAAUUGUGUACACACCAUAUAAUAGAAGCUCUUAACGAUUUAUUCCGUGUCUUUGAAAUUUGGAGCUCGAUUGAAUGGCCAACAGUUAUGAUAUACCCAGUUGGGCUGGCAAACCGCCUACUGGGCUGCAUUUGGAUGUGCUUAAGGAUGACAAACUGGUGCAAAAGCUAAUGGUGGAUGAGAAGCGUUGCUAUUUGUUUGGCCGCAAUAGCCAAAUGAAUGACUUUUGCAUAGACCACGCCUCCUGCUCCCGUGUGCAUGCGGCAUUUGUUUACCACAAACACCUCAACAUUGCCUACCUCGUCGAUCUUGGCUCCACCCACGGCACAUUUAUUGGCACAUUGCGUCUCGAGGCUCACAAGCCCACACAGCUACAGAUCAACAGCACGUUUCACUUCGGUGCCUCCACACGGAACUAUAUACUACGUGAGCGGCCCUCGGCGGGUGGUCAGCACAGCAACAUUAUGGAGGAUCUGCCGCUCAGCGAGACCAGCGACGGCGCUUUGCUGGGGCUGCCUGAGAGCCAAACGGAAUUAGAUAAUCUGACGGAGUAUAAUACGGCGCACAAUCGUCGCAUCUCCAUGCUGGGCAUUGCCGACGAUAACAAUCUGCGCAAACAGAACGCAUUAAAACAGGGACGCAAGCGACGCAAUGUCACAUUCAACGAUGAGGAGAUAAUCAUAAAUCCGGAAGACGUCGAUCCCAAUGUAGGACGUUUUCGUAAUUUGGUGCAGACAACAGUGGUGCCAGCGAAACGUUCACGGUACGAGACUAAUCACAUGGGCUUACACACGGGCAGCAGCGCCGCCAAUGCACAUGUUGCUAGCGCAUUCGCCGCCAGCCAUCAGAUGUUCCAGCAGAGCAUAGUUGAGAUGAAACAGCAGCAGCAGCAGCAACAACAGCAGCAACAACAACAGCAGCAGCAGAUGGCAGUAACGCCACAAUCUGCUGCCCACUCACCCGUCAAUUCUUUGUAUCAGGGAUUGCCAGCCAGCGGCUAUGAACACAAGGGCAACAGUGAAUUUGAACCCAUAUCACCGCUGGGCAUAGGCUCCAAGUUGGGCAUAAUGUUGCCCAAUCCGGCACCAGAUGUAACGCCCAUUUUUGAGGAGCCGCUCGUGGCUAGCUCAUCCAUAGCACAAAAGUUGGCCAUAGCCAAUGCAAAUGUGCGUCGUUUUGUGGAUGAUGUACAUGAAACAAGUGGCGAGGGCGACUCCAUGUGUCCGCAAAAGAAGAAAUAUGCCAAGGAGGCAUGGCCCGGACGCAAGCCGAUGUUGGGACAAUUGUAAUUCAAAACGGAUAC
Drosophila novamexicana is the source of this 1314-nucleotide messenger RNA. RefSeq names its product nuclear inhibitor of protein phosphatase 1 (gene NiPp1). Gene Ontology annotation, cellular component: nuclear speck. Lineage: Eukaryota; Metazoa; Arthropoda; Insecta; Diptera; Drosophilidae. Bases 86 to 1300 code for a protein of 404 amino acids. Gene Ontology annotation, molecular function: protein binding; protein serine/threonine phosphatase inhibitor activity; mRNA binding. The record is from RefSeq and is a predicted model, not a curated record. The transcript has 4 exons.